ACUCUGGGCUUGUUUCCAAGGCGAUGCCUGACCUGCGGCCUAAGGCAGGGCUGCACGUUCUUUGACGCUGACGUCAGCCCAGACUCCCAGCAUGCAAUUCUACGAUGCAAAGGUCCUGGAGUUCCUUCGCUUCUGCUGCUGAUCUUCGCUGACGUCCCCUCCUAUUUUAUUCUGGAGGACAACCUGCCACUGCGGUCGGCAUUGGAGAGCAGACAGAGAGUCCAAUCAGAGACCAAGAUGAUCUCACAUGACCACUUUGAGCUGGCUGUGAGGCUGACCUAUCCCUCCGACUUUUCCACCUCCUACCUCUACGGCCUCCUCCUGAUGGUUGAAAGCCCCCCAGGGGGGCAGGGCGUGUCUGAUGAGUUCCGGCUGGGCUUUGAUUGGCUGCUGGCGUCCUCCGAGCAGGUAGUCGUGGCGCGGGUCGAUGGCCGAGGGUCGGGUUUCAGAGGUCAAAGAUUUCUGCAUCAGAUCCAUCAGAAGCUGGGAACAGUUGAUGUACAGGACCAGCUGGCUGCACUAGAAUAUCUUGGGAAACUGCCCUACAUCGACCAAAGACGCGUGGGAAUCUACGGCCAGGGCUACGGCGGCUACGUGGCGCUGGAGAUGCUGAAGGCCGCAGGUCCGGACCAGCCUGUCCAUUGUGCUGCCGUCCAGGCUCCGGUCAUUGACUGGUCCAUGUACGGAAACACACCAAGUCCAGUGUUUCCCACAGAAUAGGUAGCAAUGUGUGGUGCCCCCCUGGUGCCAGUGGGGGAAUCGAGUGUCGGGGUGCCGUGGCGGUCGGUGGAGUCGGUCAUCGGGGUGUAUGCAGAGUGUGUGCAGCGGGUGGCGUGCAAACACACACUUUCUGAAGCUGCCAUGUUAAAUAUACACCUGUAUGCUUAUCUAUUGUCACCUGAUGAGACAAUUUUAAAGCUACAAGAAGAAUUUGAAAUUAUACAGCUCAAUCUUAAUUCUUUAAAGUAAGUUCUUUAAGAGAAAACAACUAAAAUCGUGUUUACAAGAACCCUGCCUGGUUUCAUUCCUAGCCCCAACUCCAUACAUUACCUGGCAGGCCAGUAGAAUUAAUUUGCUCACACGAAUACCUGGACUUUAUGUUGGAGGAAGACCUGACUUUUAAGUUUCAUGUUGAGAAUUACUCACCAAAAUUGUUGUUAAAGUUUAGUUUUACCAUUUUUUUGGCCAAUUUUAGUGGCAAUCUUUAGAUUCUGUGCCAUUCAAGGUAUUGUAUUUACUGUAUUUAACUUUUUUGGU
This is a messenger RNA of Gadus morhua (Atlantic cod), 1257 nucleotides long. RefSeq names its product inactive dipeptidyl peptidase 10. Gene Ontology annotation, biological process: regulation of potassium ion transmembrane transport; proteolysis. The record is from RefSeq and is a predicted model, not a curated record. Lineage: Eukaryota; Metazoa; Chordata; Actinopteri; Gadiformes; Gadidae. Gene Ontology annotation, cellular component: voltage-gated potassium channel complex; plasma membrane. Gene Ontology annotation, molecular function: potassium channel regulator activity; serine-type peptidase activity. Bases 238 to 720 code for a protein of 160 amino acids. The transcript has 9 exons.